Messenger RNA from Fragaria vesca subsp. vesca, 858 nucleotides. RefSeq lists its product as uncharacterized. NCBI's taxonomy places the organism in Eukaryota, Viridiplantae, Streptophyta, Magnoliopsida, Rosales, Rosaceae. Gene Ontology annotation, molecular function: protein binding; mRNA binding. The record is from RefSeq and is a predicted model, not a curated record. The transcript has 5 exons. The coding region runs from base 18 to 674 and encodes 218 amino acids.
CCAGAUAGAUAGCAGAAAUGGAAAUAACAGUAGCUCUGUCUGCUCUUUCCCAUUUCUCUGCAGCAUCUCCUCCUCCUCGCUUGCUUCCUUCCUCUUCUUCUCUUGUUGCUUCACUACCAUUUUACUGCUCCAACACCCAACUCCAAGGUGUCAGCAUCAAACGGAAGCUGCACCCACCAACCCCCGUCUCUGCCUCCUCUAACACACAAACUCCUUCUACAGAUGUUUCUGAAAGAUGGCUUCUGGAGCCUGUGGGUGAUGGAGAUACAAGGCAUAUUGGUUUCAAGGUUCAGAUGCCAAGUGCAUUUGAAAUUGCUUCAAAUGUGGUAACUGUUGGCCGCCUUCCGGAGAAAGCUGAUUUAGUGAUUCCAGUUGCAACAGUAUCUGGUUUGCAUGCUCGCAUCCGAAAGAAAGAUGGGAACCUCUUGGUAACAGAUUUGGACAGCACCAAUGGGACAUUCAUUGAUGACCAACGGCUGAGACCUGGAGUUGUUGCCACCUUAUCACCUGGAUCUUGUGUUACAUUUGGAGAUGAACACUUAGCUGUGUUUCGCGUCUCAAAGUUGGACAAUGCAGAAGCUACAAGCAAUCCAGGUCCCUCUGAAGAUAAAGUAGACACUGUCAUCCCUGAAGACGUAGAGACUGUCGCUACUGAAAGAACUAAAACAAUUUGAGUUAAAAUGAACGGUGUCUUUGUAAGAUAUACAUAGCAAGGGAACAAGCUAAUGCAAUUUUCUAACUGGAAAGAUAGGUUUCAGUUGGAAAUUCAGCUGGAUCAAAUAAUCUGUAAAGAAGAUUUUACGGUUUAACAUAUCGCAAUCCGCUUAAUUUCUACAUAGACCUGAUCUUUUCCUUCCC